Hemicordylus capensis (graceful crag lizard) is the source of this 2985-nucleotide messenger RNA. RefSeq lists its product as uncharacterized. Lineage: Eukaryota; Metazoa; Chordata; Lepidosauria; Squamata; Cordylidae. The transcript is spliced from 2 exons. The record is from RefSeq and is a predicted model, not a curated record. The coding region runs from base 235 to 1392 and encodes 385 amino acids.
UCCGCCCACGACGUUACUACUGACUAACAACUGUUCAUGUGAACACUCGCUUAUGCAAAAGGUUCCAUCUUGGCUUUCUUUUUGUGCCUUUCUGGUCUAUACAGCCUCUGUGUUAUUUUCCUCCAGCUGUGGCUUCUAGGUCUUUGGGAGAAAGUUUGGCACUUCUUGGGCAUUUAGGGAUCUGGAGCUGUUUGGAGUUUGGUACUGCUCUGUGCUGAUUUGGUCAAAGCAGAAAUGCCACAUACCCCUCGUCAGCGCUUACAGCCUCGAGCCCCAGUGUGGUCAGAGUCAGAAACCCGGGAUUUCCUAGCCCUUUGGGGUGAGCUGUUGAUUCUGCGGUGGAUUGAAAACCGGCCACCAAACAGUGACAUCUAUGAAGACCUUUCAGCCCAAAUGGUUGCCAGAGGUCACGAACGCAAUGCUUCGCAGUGCAGGAACAGGGCUCGGGACCUGAAGCGAAGUUAUCGGAGAGCCAAGGAUGCGCAAGUAUGUGCCGGAGCGGAACCGGUUUCUUGUCGCUACUUUCGAGAGUUGGAUCAGAUGUUUGGCGGUGAAAUGGAUGGCGUAGGCAAUCGAAAUCUGGCUAACAUGGAUGGGCCCAUCCGGGUGGUUGUGAAAUCAGAGGAUGCAGAAGACAUGGAAGCUCAAGUCUCUGAAGAAGAGGGCAACCAAAUGACCCCACCUAACACUCUCUCAAGCAUGGACGCCGACACAGACACCGAAACCGAACCAAACGUGGGGAUUUCGCGAGAGCUGGCGGCCGCAGAUCCGGAAGUGAUUGAAACUACAAUAGGGGAGGCGUGUUCCGAAGACAAAGCAGGGUCUUUAUGUGGACAACCAGUUGCUGGCCCCAGUGAAGAUGGACAUCAUACUGUGACAGGAAGAGGCAGGCGAGAGAAUCCCCUGGGGCGCCCCCUAACAACAGCUGAAAGAAUGGCAUCCAUGCGGGAGAGGAAGAGACGAUCCCACGAAGAAAUGAUGCACGAGAUCAUGACUGACUACCGGAGGACCUGGGAGACCAUGGAGGCACUUCAUGAGAGGGGCGAAAUCAGUGCCGGGGAGUUUCGUGAGGCAAUGCUGAGGGAAAUGCUUCUGGACAGGGAGGCCCGGACCCGAGAGGCCCAGCUAGAUCGCGAAUCCAGGGCUAGGGAGGCUCAGUUGGAUAGGGAAGCAAGGGCCAGGGACAACCAGCUGGAGAGGGAGAUUAGGGUUAAGGAGCUCAACAUGAUUGAGGUGGAACUCCAGCGCACCAGGGAUAUUCUCCAUCCCAUGGUGGACGCGGUGGUCUCUGUGGCACAGGUCUUGCGCACAACAGGCAGUAUACUAAAACAGUCGUGCCAGCAGCCGCAAAGUGGAGGGGAUGCCUUUUUGGAAUUGGAAGAUAGGAAAUAAUGUUUCUUCUCUUUUUUUUUUUUUUUUUUUGGCAAUAGUCCAUAGUUACUUCAUUGGACAGAAAAGCGGGGUGAUGUGAGAAAGUGGCUCCUUCAGGAAUUUGAAACACUAAAACUAAGUCUGCUAUUUCUGGACAAUGUUUUCUCUAGCCUGGCAACAAGCUCAGCUGAAUUUGCCCGCCUCCCACUGCCCCAGCUCAAUGAGUCAGAAACAUAAUGUUAUUUGGUGUGAUUUUCUUUUUAAAAGCCUAGAAAGAGCACUAGCUUCUUGGCUCAAAUCGUCACUUUUUCCGUCAAGUUUCAGUGUCUUGGGCAUCUGUUUGAGGGCUCUAACUUCUGUGUGACCUUUUGUACCAAGAACACAUAUUAGAGUACAAAUUACAUUCAGAUAUCCUCAAAUCAAAUAUGUGUGUUUGUGUGUGUAUGUCUUUAAUUUACAGCUUUUUUUCUAUUCCAAACAAUCACAAGCAGGUGUGCAUUCCUUUCGCAACUGCUGGAGACAAAUAACAGGGGAAGGUCUCCACCUUCUACUACUACUAUUACUACUUAUAUACUGCUUUUGAAUGGAAGUUCUCAAAGCCGUUUACAUAGGAAAAAUAAUAAUAAUGAGGAGAUGGUUCCCUUCCCCAGAGGGCUCACAAUCUAAAAAGAAACACACCAGCAACACACACUGGAGGGAUGCUGUGCUGGGACUGAAUAGGGCCAGUUGCUCUCCCCCUGCUUAAUAUAAAGAGAAUCGCCACUUUGAAAGGUGCCCUUUUGCCCAAUUAGCAGGGGCCUUCAUGCCCUGCAUGUGGACUUCCAACAUGGGCUGGCCAUUGUUGAAAGCAGAACAGGAUGUCCUCUUGGACUGAUCCAGCAAAGCUUUUAUGUUCUUUCCCCACGGCUACUCAAUGUGAGUAUCAGUGUACAAAGAACAAUAUAAGGCUUAAAUUGAUUUUGUUUAAAAUCGUUUCCUACAACCUACCUUUGGCUGCGUUCAGUUCAUCUUCCAAACCGUGUUCAUGUGUGACAUGCAUAGUGUGAGAGGAGCUUCACUCCACUUUCUACUAAAGUAAAGUGUGCCAUCAAGUUGAUUUUGACUCCAGGUGCCCACAGAGCCCUAUGGCUUUAUUUUGGUAGAAUACAGGAGGGGCUUACCGUUGCCUCCUCCCGUGCAGUAUGAGAUGAUGCUUUUCAGCAUCUUCCUAUAUCACUGCUGCCCGAUAUAGUAGCAGUGGGGAUUCGAACCCGCAACCUUCUGCUUGUUAGUCAAGCAUUUCCCCGCUGCGCCCAAACCAGGCCUUUUCUAGGAUUGCCCCGAGGCUCUGGAACACACUCCCAAAUGAAAUCAGAAUCUCCCCAUCUCUGGUUGUUUUUAAAUGACUUUUGAAAACACACCUGUUUCAUUAGGCUUUUAGUUUAUGAUGUUUUAAAAAUUUUUAUUUAUGGUAAUUUUAAUCUGUUUUGUAUGAUUUUUAGGUUUUAGUUACCACUUGUUUAAAUUGUAAAUCUCGCUGAGAUUUUAUAUAGAGUGGAAUAUACAUGCAUUAAAUAAAUAAAAAAAUAAAAAUAAAAAUGCCUUUAAUCAUGUAACAUAAUGGUUUCAGUCUAA